UUGGGCAAUAAACCAUUUCUGGAUACGAGUUACGGGGUGCUGGAUGUUGGUAUUAGCGAUUACGAGAGAGCUCGUGAGGCUACUUGCAACAGAGCUACAAUGGAGAGAACAAGAUCUGGCCAACGGCUCCUCGUUCUUCUGACCUUGUUACAAGGUCCCUGUGGCGUGGCAUGCCUGGAGGUCAGGCCCUCGGUGAACCCUGCCCGUGUUGGGGAUAACGUGACCUUCGACGUCUCUCCCUCGAUGCCAUUAACGUCUGGGGUGUGGAGUGUGGGGUCCAAAGUGCUUGUGUACUGGAUCAAGGCUCAAGAAGAGUCCAUGGACCGCCGAGCCUCCGUGAACACCAGCACCGGGGCUCUCUCACUGACGUCUGUGACUGUCAGUGACUCCGGAGUCUACAGUUUAAAAGUUAACAAUCCUCAAAGUCUAGCUAUGGCCAAUCUGACUGUUCUUGAGCCAGUCUCCAAUGUGACAGUCAGCGUCUCUACAUCUGAUCCAGUGGAGUUCAACGACACGGUCGUUCUGACAUGCUCCGCCUCCGGCUCCGCCCUCUCUUUCCAGUGGCGCAACGUAAGCUCUGACAUCACAGACAGGGAACACAUGAAGCUGACAGGUGACAAUCGCACUCUCGUCAUCUCCAAUGUUACCAGAUUUGACCACGGGCCAUUUUACUGCUUUGUGUCCAAUGGCAUCGGCAAUGACACCAGCGCACCACAAUACCUAAACAUCAGUUAUGGUCCCGGUGACAUGAUAUUUACGAUCGAUGGAUCACAAAACCGUACCUUUCCAGCCGGGUCAAACCUCACGCUGUCCUGCUCGGCUCAGUCCAGCCCCCCGGCACUGUUUGAAUGGGCUUUUAAUGGGAAGCUGCUUAAAAAGACUCCAGAACUGGAGCUGGAGGACGUUCAGGAGAACCAAAGUGGCAAUUAUACCUGCUGGGCCCAUAACACCAGAACCCUGCGUGACAGCAGUUUGACAGAAGCCAUCACCAUAACAAGGUCUCGCUCGGAGUCGGUGCAGCCGACGGUGCGGGCUGUGGCGCUGCUCAGCUUCCUCUUGGCCGUGGUCCUUCAUCUGUCUGGUUUCACCCAGCCCAUCAAAACUCCCGAGUGGCAGUUUCAUGUGCCUCCUGUGCUUGCAGGCUUCUCUGCUCUUGAAGUGAGGAUCUCCAAGAACCCUGUCUCAGUAGGAGAAAACGUGACCCUAGAGCUCAUUCCUCCAACGGCUGUACAAAGUGGGCUCUGGUUACACGACAGUGAAUCCAUAGUCGUUGCGAUUCAGGGAGCUGUUGUAGUGACUGAGGGGUAUCGUGACAGAAUUACGUUUGAUGCUAAGACCUGGGCACUGUCACUGAGAAAUGUCACUCUGGCAGAUAAUGGAAGUUAUACCAUGCAAGGUAUAACCCCAUCAUUUCUUGUCAAAACAACUUUGUACGUGCUGGAGCCAGUCUCCAAUGUGACAGUCAGAGCCAACGCAACUGACUUAGUGGAACUGAAUGACACUGUCAGCCUGACAUGCUCCGCCUCCGGCUCCUCCCUCUUUUACCGGUGGCAUAAUGGCAGUUCUGACAUCACAGCCAGUGAGCUUGUUCAUCUGAGUGAUGGCAACAGCACUCUCACCAUAUCCAGAGUUCUGAGGUCCGACAGUGGACCUCUGUACUGCAGCGUGUCCAACAGCAUCAGUAAUGGCACCAGUCAGGCUGUCUUCCUCAACAUCAGCUAUGGUCCCGAUAAUGUAGAAAUAUCGGGAAACCCCCAUGAGACAGUCUACAGGGCAGGGUCGGAUAUCAUGCUGUCCUGCCUUGCUCAGUCAAAGCCUGCAGCCGAUUAUCUCUGGGCCUUUGAGGGAACACUGCUUCAAAAUAGAGGCCCAGAGCUUAGACUGAACAACGUCCAUCAGAAUCAGAGCGGGAACUACUCCUGCUGGGCCCACAACAGCGUGACCCUCAGGUACUCCAGCAGGACCACACUGAUAACUGUUGUAGCUCCAAUAACCAGUGUGCUGGUAAAUUCCAAUGGAGGAUUGCCCAUAGAUGAAAAGCCAUUCACUCUUGUGUGCAAAGUCAAUGAAAAAGCAGACCUCAUUCAGUGGCUGAGGAAUGGUUUGCGGCUGUUAGCAGAUAACAGAACAGCCCUCUCUGCAGACAACAGCUCGGUUACUUUCACCCCAGUCCAGCGCUCCGAUGAUGGAAGCUAUCAGUGUGUGGCUCACAAUGCAGUGAGCAAUGGAACCAGCCCUGGAUUCCAACUGCUGGUCAACUACGGGCCAGAGCAGCCCGUCAUCACUGGACCAGACGUAGCAAAAACCGGAUCAAGUGUGACCUUCACCUGCAGUGCCUCGUCUCUGCCAACCUCUCAGUACAGCUGGUACUUCAAUGGCACACGGGUCACAAACGGCUCUGAGUAUGUGACUGCCCCACUGACUUUAGCCAAUCAGGGAACGUAUACCUGUGAGGCCUUCAACCCUGUAACUGGGAGGAACAGCACAGCUGCGAGAGAGCUGAAGGUUCAACCAUCCUCUGCUGUGCUGUCCAAAGGAAGCCUGUUCCUUGCUGCCCUGGGUGUCUCCCUCCUACAGCUGACCAACUGGCUGUCGUGCUGAGACCUUCGGGGUUCCUCUGCUGUUUAGCAUAGUCUCCCAUCUCUAGCCGUACAUUUUCAUUGCAUACAGGACACGCCGGUGUGAAUUAGGGAACAAGAAAGGGAAUAAUGAAUAAUGAAAGAAAUGAGCGUGUGCUGAGAUGUAGCUGUGGAGGUUCAAACCCCCUCCCUCCCAAAAAAUAAAAUAAAAAUUCAGGAGAUGCAUGUAAAAUAUGAAGUCGAUCAUAAACUAAGAACGUAAACCACCCGCCUGCCCCCCCGCCCACCUUUAGUUGUAAAGCUGGUGAAUUACCUGUGAGAGCUCCAAGCAAAACUACUGCAGGCUGCAGCCGGAAGGUAUUGGCUGGUCAGCAGGGGGCACUCUUUCCCACAAAUGUGAAGUCCAACGCCCAAGUAAGGUGAUAUUAGUGGAACUUACUGGAUUUUCAACUACUUGGUUGUACAACUCAUUGGAUUUCAAGGCAAAAUCUGUUCCAAAAAUAAAUUUUACUGCCAUAUAUAUAUAUAUCAUUUUCUAUGCAGAAGCACACCCCUUUCCAGCUGACAUCAAACCAUUUGUCUGUUUAUGAAACUGUUUAUAGUGUCGUGGCAAACAUUGCUUUAAAUGCAAAAUUUGGUUUUGUGUUAGAUUUAGUUUACUUUGGUACAUAAAUGAUUUUGUCAACAUAUAGCUAUUGUUUCUACAGCUUUGCUUAUUGUUUUAUCUUUUUCUGUUUUCACUGUUAUUUAUGAAUAUGCCAAUAUCAUUUUUUUUUUAAUUCAACAGCUACAUUUAAUUAAGCUUUCUUUCUCAUCCAGACAAUAAGAACACAAGAAAUAUGUUGAAUUAAGUGCAACACACAAGGUUGCAUACAAUUUUAUCAUGGAUUACUGUUUUAUACUGUCAUUAAAAUUUCUAUUAACAUUUA
Molecule: messenger RNA, 3508 nt
Organism: Anguilla rostrata (American eel)
Lineage: Eukaryota; Metazoa; Chordata; Actinopteri; Anguilliformes; Anguillidae
Gene: ceacam1
Product: CEA cell adhesion molecule 1
Exons: 12
Coding region: 100-2601 (833 amino acids)
Source: RefSeq, a predicted model, not a curated record